Messenger RNA from Arabidopsis lyrata subsp. lyrata, 1971 nucleotides. RefSeq names its product B3 domain-containing protein REM14. The transcript has 7 exons. Lineage: Eukaryota; Viridiplantae; Streptophyta; Magnoliopsida; Brassicales; Brassicaceae. The coding region runs from base 41 to 1639 and encodes 532 amino acids. The record is from RefSeq and is a predicted model, not a curated record. Gene Ontology annotation, molecular function: DNA binding.
UUCCCUACAUUAGAAACUGAAAGAUUUAGGCAUUUUGAGAAUGGCAAAGCAACAUUUCUUCAAGCCUCUUCUUCCCGGAUUCCACAGUCACUUGACAAUUCCUGUGGCUUUCUUCUUGAAGAAUAUAGAAGGAAGACAUGAGCAGAAGACGGCGGAGCUGAGAUCAGACGCGUCAAAGAUAACUUGGGAAGUGAAGAUUGAUGGACAGAGACUCACUGACGGUUGGAAAGAGUUUGCUCUCUCGCAUGAUCUUCGAAUCGGUGACAUUGUGGUGUUUAGACAAGAGAGAGAUAUGUGUUUCCACGUUACAAUGUUGGGACCUAGUUGUUGUGAGAUUCAAUAUGGUUCGUGUUUAGACAACAAGAACAACCUCGGGAAGAUUCAAAGGAAGAAGAAUCCAAGAAGAGAAACAGAGUCUUCGUCACUAGAUCCUUCUUGUUUUGUGGCUAAUGUCACGGUUUCGAGUCUACGCGAUGACAGACUGAAUCUUCCAAGAAGUUUUGUGAGGGAAAAUGGUCUAGACACAAGAUGUGGAGAGAUUGUUCUGAUGAAUGAAAAGGGCAGAACAUGGACUUUAGAUUUGAAAGGAAACAAAUCAUACAGAACUACUUACAUCAAACAAGGAUGGAGAAGUUUCUGUCAUGCCAAUGGACUUAGAGCUGGAAGUAUCUUCACUUUUAAACUGAUCCAAAAAGGAAAAACUCCGGUUCUACGUUUGUCCCCCAAAGAGCCAGAGGAACAAGCUAAUGAAGUGUCCCUUUCCCCAGAACUGGAAAGCGAUGAAGAUACCAACCUUGGGAAGAUUCAAAGGAGGAAGAAAAGGAAGAAGAAUCCAAGUAGAGAUAUAGAGUCUUCUUCACUAGAUCCAUCUUGUUUUGUGGCUCAUAUUACGCGUUCGAGUCUACGUUAUGACAUACUGUAUCUUCCAAAGCGUUUUAUGAGGGAAAAUGGUCUAGAUACAAGAUGUGGAGAGAUGAUUUUGAUGAACGAAAAGGGCAGAUCAUGGGCUUUAGAUUUGAAACGAAAGAACUCAUGCGGAACUACUUACAUCAAACGAGGAUGGAGAAGUUUCUGUCGUGCCAAUGGACUUAGAGCUGGAAGUUUCUAUACUUUCAAACUGAUCCAAAAUGAAAGAACUCUGGUUCUACGUUUGGUCCCCAAAGAGCCAGAAGAAGAAGAAGAAAAAGCCAAUGUAGAGUCUCUUUCCACAGAACCGAGUGAUGAAGAGAGCAGCCAAGAUGAGAAGAGCUCACAAGAAUGUUCAAAAACAAUGGAAAAGAAGAGUAUAUUGAUACAGAAAGCUUCAUCUUCAGCUUCCCAAAGCCGAUUCGUGACCGUAACUCUUACACUUUACAACGUCAGCUUAUCUAGACUGACUCUUCCCAUACCUUUCACAAAGGUGAAUGGCAUACAAAAUGCAAAGAAGAUGAGUUUCUUGGAUAAACAUGGCGUGAAAUGGUCUACGAGUCUGAGGUUUGAACAGGACCGUCAGAGAAUGAGAUUGGUAGGAGGCUGGAAAGAGUUUUGCGAUGCGAACGGUGUGAAGAUUGGAGAAUCGAUCAUGUUGGAGCUAGUUUUGGAAGCAGACAAAAGCUUUGUUCUUAAGUUCUGCUCCAAGGUAAUGCAAGAGAUCAAAUGAAAUAGUUUCUGAGGUUAUUGAAAUACAAGAAUACUGGUUAAAGCUUUUGUUUGAUAUCUCAGUUUUCUGUUCUUCCUACUAGUUUACUAGAAGCUCCAUGCAUGCUUUGUCUAAAUGCUUAUGGUCAAUGUUCUUUUUGAGUGUUGUUGAAUGUUGUGUAAUAAUUUCAAUAUUUCUAUCGUCUACUCUGUUCUAGUUACAUUGAGAGAGCCUGUGACAGCUCAUAUGGUCACUUCACUUUCUUUUAUUUUUGAGCUAAGCAAAUAGAUAUGUUUUUUUUUUUUUUUUUUUGACUUCUGCAAAUAGAUAUGUUUAUUUGACCUAUUAUGUAA